Cladophialophora psammophila CBS 110553 is the source of this 1551-nucleotide messenger RNA. RefSeq lists its product as uncharacterized. The record is from RefSeq and is a predicted model, not a curated record. Lineage: Eukaryota; Fungi; Ascomycota; Eurotiomycetes; Chaetothyriales; Herpotrichiellaceae. The transcript is spliced from 6 exons. The coding region runs from base 1 to 1551 and encodes 516 amino acids.
AUGUCCAUCAUAUCGAUGGACAGCGUGCUUCUCGUGGAUGCCAUCAGAAAAGGAACCCUCACAGCAGUUCAAGUCACCACCGCGUUUUGCAAGACUGCAGCAAUUGCACAUCAAAUAAACAACUGCCUUCACGAAAUCUUCUUCGACCAGUCGCUGGAGCGUGCGACAUUCCUUGAUGAUUAUUAUUCGAAGCACACCGCAACCAUUGGACCUCUACACGGCCUCCCCGUAAGUUUGAAGGAUCAAUUUCACGUCAAGGGCAAUGAUACUACCAUGGGCUAUGUCGAAUGGAUUGGCAGCAACCUUGGUAUCAAAGAUCCCAAUGAGAAACAUCAGGUGCAAAGUCAAAUCGUAAGUGAGUUCGUAGGGCUGGGAGUAGUGCUCUAUUGCAAAACAAGUCUUCCUCAAACUCUUCUCUUUGGUGAGACCAAGAAUAAUAUCAUUAGCCAGACUCUCAACCCAAACAACCAAAAUCUUUCCUGCGGCGGCUCUUCAGGCGGAGAGGGCGCUCUACAAGCACUUCGCGGCAGCUCUCUCGGCCUGGGUACGGAUAUUGGCGGCUCUGUUCGCAUUCCAGCUGCAUUCAACGGGAUAUUCUCUCUGAAGCCGACCCCUGAGAGGAUAUCCUACCGAGAAGUGGCAAACACCAAUCCUGGGCAGAACACCUAUCGCUCGACAGUAGGUUUUAUGAGCACCUCUCUCGGAGGUUUAGAGCUGGCACUCAAAUCGGUGCUUUCGACACGGCCAUGGCUGCGUGAUCCAGCAGUGGUUCCCAUUCCUUUCCGUCAGGAUAUAGUCGAUGAGUACCUCUCUCGAGCGGACUGGGAUGGAACAGCAAAAGCGUCUGGAUUGGCCCUUAAACUUGGAGUCUUCUGGACCGACGGUGUUGUGACACCUCAGCCUCCUAUCACUCGCGGUCUUCAAAUGGUUGUUGAUGCUGUCAGAAAUGCAGGACACAAGCGUAUUGCGCCGGUCUAUGCUAAACAAAGUUCUUCACAGGUAUCUUUCCUCAAGGCUGACGGGGCCAACGAUAUCCACGCUCAGCUUGAUCUGUCUGGCGAACCACUUAUUCCCGACCUUGCCGCUGCAUUCCGUCUCAAACAGCCCAUUGGACUGCUAGAGUACCAAGAUUUGACCUUUCAAGGCCUCGAGUACGAGAGCCAGUACUCCGACUACUGGAAUGCAACUGCUGAAGAAGACGGCCAGAUUGUCGACGCAGUCAUCAUGCCUGUGGCACCACACGCGGCCGUCAUCCCUGGAAAGUUCUACCACACUGGUAUGACGCUAAAAUCUCUGAACCUGUUUAAAUAUAGCGCUGUAGUCAUUCCUAUUGCAAAAGCCGACAAAAAUCUUAAUGUAUUCGACGACGGUUACCAACCUUUGAACGCGACUGACAGAUUGAACUGGGAAGCAUAUGACCCUGAGAUCUAUGACGGAGCGCCUAUUGGUGUUCAGCUGGUAGCGAGAAAAUUCGAAGAGGAGAAAAUAUGGGCCAUUGCGAAAAUCGUCCAUGCCUCACUGCAGAAGGAGCAACAAAAGCCAAAAAUUUGA